AUUUCUUCAAACAUCACUUAACAAAUGGCUAUUCCCUUAAUUGCUUUAAUCCCUCUAUGUUUCAUCUUAACAUACAUAGCUUAUCAUCUCUACUUCCGUCUCCGGUUUAAGCUCCCACCGGGCCCAAGCCCAUGGCCCGUUGUGGGUAACCUCUACCAAAUCAAGCCCGUUAGGUUCCGUUGCUUUUACGAAUGGGCCGAAACAUACGGGCCUGUAAUAUCAGUUUGGUUUGGAUCAACCUUAAACGUUGUCGUUUCAAGUUCGGAGUUAGCCAAGGAAGUUUUGAAAGAAAAAGACCAACAAUUAGCUGACAGACAUAGGAGUAGAUCUGCUGCUAAGUUUAGUAGAGAUGGACAAGAUUUGAUUUGGGCUGAUUAUGGGCCUCAUUAUGUUAAGGUUAGAAAAGUUUGUACUAUUGAGCUUUUUACGCCUAAAAGACUUGAAGCACUUAGGCCCAUUAGAGAAGAUGAGGUUACUGCUAUGGUCGAGUCUAUUUAUAGAGAUUGCAAUAAUCCUGAUAAUAUGGGAAAGAGUCUGCUGGUGAAGAAGUACCUUGGAGCAGUGGCCUUCAACAACAUAACAAGGCUUGCCUUUGGGAAGAGGUUUGUGAACUUUGAAGGUGUGAUGGAUGAACAAGGAAACGAGUUCAAGGCGAUUGUCGCCAAUGGAUUGAAGCUUGGAGCAUCCCUUGCCAUGGCCGAGCACAUCCCAUGGCUUCGCUGGAUGUUCCCUCUUGAUGAGGAUGCGUUUUCUAAGCAUGGGGCACGAAGAGACCGUCUCACCCGAGCUAUUAUGGAGGAGCACACCCUUGCUCGCCAAAAGAGUGGAGGAGAGAAGCAACACUUCUUUGAUGCAUUGUUGACCCUCCAACAAAAAUAUGACCUAAGUGAAGACACCAUCAUUGGCUUACUUUGGGACAUGAUCACAGCAGGAAUGGACACAACUGCAAUCUCUGUUGAAUGGGCAAUGGCUGAGGUGAUCAAGAACCCAAGAGUGCAGCAGAAGGCCCAAGAAGAGCUCGACCAAGUGAUUGGCUACGAGCGUGUCAUGAACGAAACAGACUUCCCCAACCUCCCAUACCUACAAUCCGUGGCCAAGGAAGCACUAAGGCUGCACCCUCCAACUCCUCUAAUGCUUCCACACAGAGCCAAUGCCAAUGUCAAGGUUGGUGGCUACGACAUUCCAAAGGGCUCCAACGUGCACGUGAACGUCUGGGCAGUUGCUCGCGACCCCAAGGUGUGGAAAAAUCCGUUGGAGUUCAGACCAGAGAGGUUCCUUGAGGACGAUGUGGACAUGAAGGGGCAUGAUUUUAGGCUACUCCCAUUUGGUGCUGGUAGAAGAGUGUGUCCAGGGGCACAAUUGGGUAUCAACUUGGUCACCUCUAUGUUGGGCCAUCUGUUGCACCAUUUCCAUUGGGCUCCUUCUAAUGGAUUGAGCCCAGAGGAGAUUGAUAUGGGUGAGAACCCUGGGCUUGUUACCUACAUGAGGACUCCAUUACAGGCAGUCGCCACUCCAAGAUUGCCUGCUGAGUUGUAUAAACGAAUUGCAGUGGACAUGUAAAAGAAAACAAACCAAAGGGAAGAAUUGAAUUACUCAGGUGCAAACAGCCACUUCCCAGAAAAGUUUUUUUUUUUUCCUUUACUUUCUCUUUUGUUGUUACAUCAAGAGUCAAAAAGUUACAACUUGAGCCUGAAGUACAAUUUCGUUUGAAUUAUAUUUUUACUUUAAUAUGA
This is a messenger RNA of Lycium barbarum (goji berry), 1733 nucleotides long. Its product is annotated as cytochrome P450 98A2-like. The coding region runs from base 25 to 1560 and encodes 511 amino acids. The transcript is spliced from 3 exons. The record is from RefSeq and is a predicted model, not a curated record. NCBI's taxonomy places the organism in Eukaryota, Viridiplantae, Streptophyta, Magnoliopsida, Solanales, Solanaceae. Gene Ontology annotation, molecular function: oxidoreductase activity, acting on paired donors, with incorporation or reduction of molecular oxygen; monooxygenase activity; iron ion binding.